Molecule: messenger RNA, 2227 nt
Organism: Trichomycterus rosablanca
Lineage: Eukaryota; Metazoa; Chordata; Actinopteri; Siluriformes; Trichomycteridae
Gene: mob2b
Product: MOB kinase activator 2b
Exons: 5
Coding region: 427-1095 (222 amino acids)
Biological process (GO): positive regulation of protein phosphorylation; signal transduction
Cellular component (GO): cytoplasm; nucleus
Molecular function (GO): protein kinase activator activity
Source: RefSeq, a predicted model, not a curated record
GGUAGAUCUGCGACCUCAGUUGGAUCACAAAACCCGGCAGGCGGCUGGAGAAUCCGCGGUGAAAUGUAAAUGAUUCAACCAUCGCAGAGUCGCUUCGGGUUUGAAGAACAGCUGGGAAACAAGAGAGAGUUUCUAUAGAGAGAAAUGAAUCCUGCUACCCUUCAUCAAUCCGCCAAAGUCAAUGCGCUCCAUCUGUACUGAUCUGCAGCUACUUCAUUCAGCCCGCCGCUACUCAUCAUCCAUGCAUUACUCCUGAAAUCAGCGCAUUCAUCACAUCUGUAUACAGAGGUGUACAGGAGCAUCAUCUCAGAGAUCACACAUACACCUCUCCUGCUGAGCUACCUAACUAAACCUGGACUGAGAUAAAGCCAAAAUAAAGGAAGGAAGGAAGGAAGGAACUCUGCUCAGAUCGACCCCCUGUCCAUAAUGGAUUGGUUAAUGGGGAAGUCAAAGACGAAGCCGAAUGGAAAGAAGCCGCCCACAGAGGAGAAGAAGCCGUACCUGGAGCCAGACUACACCAAAGUCAGGGUCGUCGACUUUGACCUGAAGGAGCUGGUGGUGCUGCCACCUGAAAUCGACCUGAACGAAUGGCUAGCCUGUAACACCACAACAUUCUUCAAUCUGAUCAACCUGCAGUACAGCACGGUGUCUGAGUUCUGUACGGGCGAGACAUGUCCCUUCAUGAGCGCCUGCAAUACGACGUACUACUGGUAUGAUGAGAAGGGGAAGAAGAGUAAAUGCACAGCACCGCAGUACGUAGACUUCGUCAUGAGUUCGUGCCAGAAGCUCGUCACUGAUGAGGACAUCUUUCCUACAAAAUACGGCAAAGAGUUCCCCAACGCCUUCGACUCGCUAGUAAAGAAGAUCUGCCGCUACCUGUUCCACGUGCUGGCGCACAUCUACUGGGCUCACUUUAAGGAGACCGUGGCCAUGGACCUUCACGGACAUUUAAACACGCUCUACACACACUUCGUCGUCUUUAUACGGGAAUUCAACCUGAUGGACCCCAAGGAGAUUUCCAUAAUGGACGACCUGACCGAGGCGCUGUGCACUCCCCUGCCCCCUCCUCCACAGAACCACGUCACAGAGAGAUGAGGCCUCGCACUCGCUCCACCUCCAUCCCUCUGCUCGAGGAGGACAGAAGCACAGCCCUUCGGCCUCCCAAAGACUCCGCUCUCUUUUAAAGGACCCGGUCAGGAUGGGUUAGCCUGGCCUGCGGGCGCCUGCACUUGCUGAAAGAGCCCUUUACCCAGGAAGCAUUCAUUUUCACGCUCUUCUUUUUUUGUUUUGGUUUCUAAUGCCCGUGUAGUCAUGGGGUUGGGGCACUAGGUUUGUUUUGUCACUUUCUCUCCAUGUGGAAGAUAGCACUGUUUCUAUAUGGGGUAAGGCUGAACUUAAGGCCAGGUCGUUUACAGGGUCUCUUUAAUUAUAUUUUAGUACUUUUUUCCCAGAAUAUAGAGUGUGAAAUUUAGGCUUUCCAGGAGUUUGAAGGGUCUCAGAUUACCCAUAAUCCUCUCAGUCUGACUACUUUCCACCCAUGAUGCUCUUUAACCCAGCAUCUGAUACAAUAUCUGCACCUUUUUAUUGUUUCUCUUUAUGCUCAUAACCAUAUUAGAUCACCUAGACACACUUCAUGUUAAGUAUUGGAUCAGUCUGUAAACUCUCCCUCCAUGCAGCACAGUGACAAAGACAUGAUUUUUGUCUGCUACCUUUAAAUACUGAAUGCUGUACGUACCCCGAAUCACAAACCACAUCAUACCCGACACAUCCAAUCAAGUCUUUCUAAUUUCCCACCAUCAAAAACAUGCAAUCAUGUCCAAAUUGAGGUAGCGUAUCAGCAAGAUUCACUUUGUAAGGACACUUUCGAGACAAGUGGCAAAAGAAUGUAAAUCUAGUCUUUACGUAUUUAACUGUUUGAGGAAAUUAUCCAGAGUGAAUGAGUGACCGAAAGAAUGAAAAAAGUGGGUGUAAGCAUGAAAGAGAAUUUAAGAGAUUUUAAAGUCCGCCCUUCAUCACUGUUCAGAGAGGCUGAAGUUCUCUCAUUAUAGGGUUGGAUGUUAGUUUUAAUUUAUUUACCCAUUUGGUUUAGUUUUGGCUUUUCUUUUCAGGACCCCUGAGUUCUGGCUUUCAUUUUUAUGUAUUUUAAUAAAUAAUACUUAAGUUAAAAAAAAGUGAUUUAAUAUUUUAAGCUCUGCAAAUUAUACCCUAAUAAAAUGUUUAAAAUGUA